CCCCGCCUCCUCCUCCUCCUCCCCCUCCUCCUCCUCCUCCUCCUCCCUCCCGGCCUCCCUCUCCCAGCCAAACUGCUAGCCGGACCCCAGGCCGCCUCCCCGCAGCCGCCGCCGCCCCGCCGCCCGGCCUCCCCGCGAGCGCUCCACCAUGGACAGUCCUGUUUUCACCUUAUAAAGAUGGCGGUGCGGGAUCGCUGCAACCUUUAGACUAAUGACUGUCCGAAACAUCGCCUCCAUCUGUAAUAUGGGCACCAAUGCCUCUGCUCUGGAAAAAGACAUUGGUCCAGAGCAGUUUCCAAUCAAUGAACACUAUUUUGGAUUGGUCAAUUUCGGAAACACGUGCUACUGUAACUCCGUGCUUCAGGCAUUAUACUUCUGUCGGCCGUUCCGGGAGAAUGUGUUGGCAUACAAGGCCCAGCAAAAAAAGAAGGAAAACUUACUGACGUGCCUGGCAGACCUUUUCCACAGCAUUGCCACGCAGAAGAAGAAGGUUGGCGUGAUCCCACCAAAGAAGUUCAUUUCGAGGCUGAGAAAAGAGAAUGAUCUCUUUGAUAACUACAUGCAGCAGGAUGCUCACGAGUUUCUAAAUUAUUUGCUAAACACUAUUGCGGACAUCCUGCAGGAAGAGAAGAAACAGGAAAAACAAAAUGGAAAAUUAAAAAAUGGCAACAUGAAUGAACCUGCGGAGAAUAAUAAACCAGAACUCACCUGGGUCCAUGAGAUUUUUCAGGGAACGCUCACCAAUGAAACCCGAUGCUUAAACUGUGAAACUGUUAGUAGCAAAGACGAAGAUUUUCUUGACCUCUCUGUUGACGUGGAGCAGAAUACAUCUAUUACCCACUGUCUGAGAGACUUCAGCAACACAGAAACACUGUGUAGUGAACAGAAAUAUUAUUGUGAAACGUGCUGCAGCAAACAGGAGGCCCAGAAAAGGAUGAGAGUAAAAAAGCUGCCCAUGAUUUUGGCCCUGCACCUAAAGCGGUUCAAGUACAUGGAACAGCUGCACAGGUACACCAAGCUGUCUUACCGGGUGGUCUUCCCGCUGGAGCUCCGGCUCUUCAACACCUCCAGCGACGCCGUGAACCUGGACCGCAUGUACGACCUGGUCGCUGUGGUGGUUCACUGUGGCAGUGGUCCUAAUCGUGGGCAUUAUAUUACUAUUGUGAAGAGUCAUGGCUUCUGGCUUUUGUUUGAUGAUGACAUUGUAGAGAAAAUAGAUGCCCAAGCUAUUGAAGAAUUCUAUGGCCUGACGUCAGAUAUAUCAAAAAAUUCAGAGUCCGGAUAUAUUUUAUUCUAUCAGUCAAGAGAAUAACUUGAAGAACUGUGGGACGAGUUCACAUGGGGGGAACUGUUCACGGCACUAUUCCCUGGUUUCUCUGCAGACUUUCCUCCCCAGUGGCCCCGCCAGUGGUACUACGCCAAGUGUAAUGGUCUGGCUGGGUUAGACUUUCUCUCCCUUUGGUUUUUUACAUGCAGCACUACUUGUGGUUUUAUUUUAGUCUGAGGUAGAGUUAACUGCAAUCAGAUUGUAGUAAGAUUUGUAUGAGUAACAGUUGCUAAUUUUAGGAUUGGGGAAACGCUACGCCACCGGCUACGUCUGGCUCAAUUAGAGUGACAUUUCCUACGGGAAGGUCUACAGUCUGUUUUGGGUCCCUGCUAAACGUCCCAAGUGGCUUCCGGGAUCUCAUGUCAAUGCAUUCCUUUAACUUGUCCCGGGAAGCACUGCUACCCACUUGUAGCUUCUCUGCCUCUUUUCUGACGCAAGGACAGAAUCAGGUAGAAGUUCACCUGUUAGGGCUGCAGCUAUAGCUUUAAGUUUGUGCAAGUGAAAACGUUUAAAAGUGAGUAACCUCAAUACUAAAAUCAUCCUCCAGGUGGAACAGGGUGGAGAGAAGCUGUUCACGGUGGCUAGCGCCUGCCUGGGGCUGUGUUCUCCUCGCCGCCCGCCGCCGUUAGGACCCCAGAGGCUAAGAAGGCACGGAGCUCAGGGCAGGCAGAGCCCAGAGGAGGACGCUUUUGUGGACAGUGAAAACUUAACUUUUCUUACCUUUCUACCAAAACCACGUUUCAGGAAGAUACCCCUACGCCAUUUGUUUUUAGUGAUGCUCUACUUCCGUAAGGUCCUGUGAGUUGUAUCUGUCCUUUAUCUGGCGCUGCUAAGCUUUCCAAGGCAUCCGCCCCGGGCCGGCUGGUGUCCUGCAGGCUGUGGCCGCAGGGCUGAGCUACCGUGGUGACUGCUUCCGGCACAGCUCUCCUUAGCCAGUCAGUACCCACCACCUUCUCGGUCAGGAAGGACCCAGACACUGCAGUGUCACCACCAUUGGCCGCAUUGUACAGCUGUUCACCUUUUAACAUUUCAGUCUGUUGACUGAGGCGCUGGCGAGUCCCAGGACUAAUAAGGAACCUUCCCUAGAGGGACCACUGGAGUCAGCUGGGGGUGAAGGUGGGUCAAAGGAAGUGGGAGCGGGUGGGCGGAGGAGUGAACAAAAUGGCAACUUUUCUUUGGCUCAGACUCCUAGAACGCUUGACAAGACCGUUUUUUGGAAGAACCUCAUCUCACUGUAGUUACUUUUACUUUUUUCACUUUUGUUAUGUAUGUAUUUAUUAGAUCACUUGAGUAUUGGUACCUUUUAUUAAAAGGGUCAAUUUGG
Prionailurus viverrinus (fishing cat) is the source of this 2651-nucleotide messenger RNA. RefSeq names its product ubiquitin specific peptidase 46 (gene USP46). Gene Ontology annotation, molecular function: cysteine-type deubiquitinase activity; cysteine-type endopeptidase activity. Gene Ontology annotation, cellular component: nucleus; cytosol. The transcript is spliced from 9 exons. The record is from RefSeq and is a predicted model, not a curated record. NCBI's taxonomy places the organism in Eukaryota, Metazoa, Chordata, Mammalia, Carnivora, Felidae. The coding region runs from base 212 to 1312 and encodes 366 amino acids. Gene Ontology annotation, biological process: protein deubiquitination.